AUGGCUAUUUCUGAGCUGCUGGGCUCAAUGACCUCGAGCCAAGUAUGGAGCUUCGGCGCUCUUCUCCUAGUCGUAACAUUUAUCAUCGACCUCGUCAACGACUUCGCCAGCCAUCCACCGAGCCAUAUCCCUUCCAUGGGCAAAAGUGGAAAGCUCAAUGCAUUUCUUGACAGUUUUCGAGCCAUCACAAAAUACAAUCAAUGGGUCAAAGACGGAUACUCCAAAUUCGGCAAACAUGGUUUUCCAUUUCAAGUACCACAGCCUCUAUCUCGUCACUCAGAAAUCGUCCUGCCUCGCAGCCAAGCCUCCUGGAUGAUCGACCAGCCCGACCACAUCCUCUCAACUUACGACGCCCACAACGCCACCCUCUAUACCAGAUACAACUUCCUCGGCCGCCGCCUGGCUCACGAUCCAUUUCCCAACCGAGUCCUGCAAAAACAUCUAGCUCGACAUCUACCUGCUAUAAUACCCAACGUCGACGAGGAAACUCAGCUUGUGGUGGGUACAAUGUUUGGCGACGACACGGAGAACUGGAAGUCAUUCACACUUUGGAAAUUGUGGAUGGAAAUAGUACCCCGAGUCAUCAACAGACUGCUCGUCGGGCCUGAGCUCUGCCGCAACAAACAGUUUGUCGAUAACAUGACCAACGUUUCAAACGACGUUGUCCGUAACAUGCUCAUCCUUCAAUUACUACCGAAAAUCCUGCAUCCCGUCGUCGGGCGACUCCUCGGCAUCGCCAACUACAUACACUGGCGCUCAGCCGACGCCGUAGCUCAACCUUUGCUUCAGGAACGCCUCAACGCCAUGUUGAAGCAAGCUAACGGACAUGUCGAGUUUCAAGACUAUGUCCCACCCGAAGACUUUGUCACUUGGACCAUCAGACAGGCGCUGGCAGAAAAGAAGACGUUUGAAUUAGACCCCGUCGUCUUAUCCAAGCGACUGCUACCCGUUGAAUUCGCCGCAAUCCACACAACCGUCCUCACCGGCCAACUGUGGAUGCAAGACUUGCUCUCUUCCGAACCCGAAAGCGGUAUCCUCGACAUCCUCCGUGCCGAAAUCAUCGCCAACAAGCCCAAAUCAGGACCCUGGACCAAAGCCGCUCUUUCAAACCUUGUGCGCCUAGACUCUUCCAUCCGCGAGUCUCAGCGUCUGAGCAACUUUCUAGCUACAGUUAUCGAACGCAAAGUUGUCUCCGAAAACGGAGUCUACAAUCCAGAUCUGGACUUGACUUUUCCCAAAGGCAGCUAUGUCGUGCUGAACCUCGAGGGGACUCAUCACUGCGAGGAUCUAUAUGAGAAUGCUGAAAGUUAUGACCCGUUGAGAUACUCCAGGAUGAGAGAAGCCUGGGACGCAAAAUCUGACGAAGAGAAGAGGAACGAGCCUGAAGAGGGGACGCGGAUGAGAGGACUGGGGAUGGUGACGACGAGCCCUCAGCAUCUUGCUUUUGGUCAUGGAAGACAUGCUUGCCCAGCGCGAUUCUUUGUUUCCCACGAGUUCAAACUCAUACUGGCCACCAUUAUCCUCGACUACGACAUCAAAAUGACUAGUAAAAAGCCCGAGCGGCAGUGGAUCGGCCGCUCAGUGAUCCCUUCCAGAAAGACGGAAAUCCAGAUACGAAAGAGGAAGGCCUAG
Messenger RNA from Trichoderma gamsii, 1632 nucleotides. RefSeq lists its product as hypothetical. The record is from RefSeq and is a predicted model, not a curated record. Bases 1 to 1632 code for a protein of 543 amino acids. Lineage: Eukaryota; Fungi; Ascomycota; Sordariomycetes; Hypocreales; Hypocreaceae. Gene Ontology annotation, molecular function: iron ion binding; heme binding; monooxygenase activity. The transcript has 3 exons.